Messenger RNA from Lolium rigidum, 3195 nucleotides. RefSeq lists its product as uncharacterized. The record is from RefSeq and is a predicted model, not a curated record. The transcript is spliced from 6 exons. The coding region runs from base 1 to 3195 and encodes 1064 amino acids. NCBI's taxonomy places the organism in Eukaryota, Viridiplantae, Streptophyta, Magnoliopsida, Poales, Poaceae.
AUGUGGCAGAGAGGCGAGGACCAGGUUGGGGACGAUCUAGUUGGAGUUGUACUGACGGUGCAGAGGCCUGGAGCUUCCUCCUUUUCGAAAAACAAGAACUCAUUAUACUAUUUUUCCGAGCUUUGUUAUAUUAAGCGGCUUAAGUUCUCUAAAAACGCUAGCAUCUGCGGCGCUCCCUCCCCUUUCUCCCCUGCCCAUGAUCAAUGGGUUAGAUUACUGGAGCUUCUCGUCUUUGUUGGUCGGACCUUUAUUGAAGAAAUAGUAUUCGUCAUAAUGCCUCGAAAGUGGAUUACUCCGGAUACAAUCAAAGAAGCGGUGGAACAGAUACUCCCUUAUCUUGAGGAUACGAGCAAUACUGCACACAAGUCCAUCUAUUUUAAUGGCUGGGAUGGUCUGGCUGCUUCGGCGGUGCUUAGAGAAAUUGCUAAAGACCCCCCGCCAUCUCUGUUGAGGAAAUUCAGCAAGAUUAUCCACAUUGAUUGCUCAAGCUGGAAAAGCCGAAGAGCACUCCAAAAGAUAAUCGUUGAAGAACUGAAUCUUCCUUGUCGGGUUAUGAAUAUCCUUGAUAGGCAAGAUAAGGAAGAUGAUUUCAGAGGUGUUGAUGAAGGUUCUCGAGCUGAGAUGCGAGAUGUUGGAGCUGAGAUCUAUGAAGCCCUCCGCGAACACAAAUGUUUAGUGGUUUUCCAUAAUGGGAGUGAGAAUACAAUUGACAUGAACGAUUUUGGCAUUCCUCUAUCAGUAUGGGGUAGUACUCGAGUAUUAUGGACCUUUCGAGGAAGGCUUAGGCUCAACUUAGGCAUUGAAAGAAUGGUGGAUAAUUCACAUCUUUUUCUUGAUAAUCAGCACAGUAAUUACGAGUGGAAUUCUUUGCUGAAAGAAGAGGCUAGAGAAAUUGCAAGGUACACAGAUAUGCCCAGCGAAGCAAUAGUACAGUGCCUCUUGUACCUACUGUCACUAAAUAAUCAGGGAGGCGAUAUAAUGGACUACAACUGGGUCACCCAUGCUUCUAGCUAUGUGGUCUGUGAUGAAAUAAUACAAGGAGGUCAGGCUGACGAAUCAUGGAAGCUUGCAGUUGCUCUCUAUCAACAAAUACACCUGGAGGAUUAUUCAUCUAAUGUACUACCAUAUUUUUGUCAUAAAUUGGAUACUCCCCCAAAACGAUGGAUAUUGACUAGAGACAAUUCUUCUUUGCCUCCAGAGGCAACGUCAUGUUUCCUUGCUGCAGUCACAAGCAUAUCUGAUCCUCCAUUAGGACCAUUACCUGAUGGCAUGUUUCAUCAAUCCGAAAAACUUCGUGUGCUCAAGUUAUGCGGCCGCACUUUUAGUUUUUCUUCACCUCCUUUCCGUUGUUGCCGCAACUUAAGGUUUCUUGGAAUAUACAGCUGCAAGGAUCAAGGAGUAGAAGAAGUUAACAAGCAAAAUAGACCAAAACUGGAUUUUUGUAAGAACCUGUGGGUGCUUGACAUGAACAACACGGACUGGGAAUUGGAUUUAACACCAGAGAUUAUAGAGCAGAUGGCCGCAAACAUUAGGGAGGUACAUAUAAAGAAGGGAAGGUUUUGGCAUAUCAAUUUUGCAUGGAGACAACUACAAAACCUUCAGAAGCUUCGAUUAAUUGAGCCUACAUGUCCAUGGGAGACUGGGGAAAAGGAUGAAUUCACAAAUAUGGUGAAGUUGGAGUUCCUCGACCUGUCUGGGAAUAGUACAAUGCAAGUCAUGCCGAGUUUAUCAGGAGCAACAAUCCUUAAGACUCUCGUUCUAGAUGGUUGUGUUGGGUUGGUUCAUGUUGGCCCCGAAGGACUACCUCCAUUACUUGAAACAUUCAGCUUAGAUGCGGGACCAAUAGUUGAUCAAAGUAAGGGAGCUAAAAUCUCUCGUAUCUCCUUGGCUAGUUGUGCAAGAUUGGUGGAGUUCAGGUUGUGUGGAGCCCUUCUAAAUCUUGAGGAGAUAGAUCUAUCUGGCACAAUGGUCAAAACACUUGUGCUCAAAGAUGAUGUGGUCCUGGCCCCAAGUCUCCAAAAAAUCAUUCUAUUGGGAUGUUUGCAGCUCCAUGCCAUUCUAUGGCCAAAAAAUGGUUUGUCAAAACUCAAUGUGUUACAAAUUCAGUCUUUGGUGUGCUAUGUCCGAAUAGAGCUUCAACAAACAUACGCUACUGUAAUGGACAAAAGAGUUGAAGAAGAAAGUUAUAAGAAGGAGAAGACUGGCCCUGGCAGCAGCAGGCAAAUAUGUCCGCCUCAACCCAUAUCAUUAAUCUCCAGUACAUAUAGCACCUACAUUGAAGUUGAUAUUGAUAACAUAGCUAUUUAUCAUCACCUCAACAAAAGUGCACCUCAGUUUCAGCCAUUGGGCUACCAUGUGCAGAUUGGUGAGGGAAUUAGCAGCACUAGAUUGGAUACCCUGCAAGGAAUGAAGACUAUCAUCUUUGUGAUGGGAAAGGCAGAGUCGAUGCAUGUUCACGACAAUUCUUUCAUCACCACCACCGUCCCUGAAGACACACUCACCAUGGAAGAGACGAAGCUUGAUUGGAAAUAUUUGAAACAGUGUCAUGUUGCGAGAUGCCCGAAGAUGCAGACAGUCUUCAUCACUAACUAUGGUAUUAUUUGCUUUCAUGAAAUUGAGACCUUUCGGGCUGAUGAUCUACUGAUGGUACAAUGCAUUUGGAGCAAUGGAAAGAUAAGUAGUCAUAGAGACACUUAUUCAUUCGCGAAACUGCAGAGUAUACAUCUAUACUCCUGCCCGAGGCUCAGAUUUGUUCUUCCAUUAUCGUGGAAUGCUCCAGGCUCAUAUUUUCCCAACUUAGAGACCCUCCACAUCAUUAAUUGUGGGGAUAUGAAGGAUGUGUUCCCCGUGGAGCCAAUGUUUCUGACAAUGAUAGCAGCUGACCAGAGAAAAGGCAUAUUGGAAUUCCCAAAGUUGAAGCACAUCUACAUGCAUGAGCUUCAUAGGCUGCAACAUAUAUGUGAAGCCAAUAUUUUUGCUCCUAAGCUUGAAACCUUCAGGCUCAGGGGCUGCUGGGGUCUCAGGCGCCUCCCAUCUGUUGCGCAAGAUAGCCAACCCGUCGUGGACUGCGAGAAGAACUGGUGGGAGAAGCUGGAGUGGGACGGAAUGGAGGCCGGCCACGACCCUUCCCUCUUCAAGCCGCACCACUCUUCACACUACAAGAAGCCCCUGCCUAGAGUCUCGGUGCUCCUUUGA